This is a messenger RNA of Soboliphyme baturini, 1158 nucleotides long. The record is from the annotation of a GenBank genome assembly. NCBI's taxonomy places the organism in Eukaryota, Metazoa, Nematoda, Enoplea, Dioctophymatida, Soboliphymatidae.
AUGCAAGAAUAUCAACGAAAGUCAUUCUUGGCCAUCCUCGGGAUAUUCGGUCAGUUGGUUGAGCAAGUAGUAGCUGUUUCGCCUACCUUUCUGGAACACAACCUGCUCAACGUUGAGUUUUUGACAGAAUUUUAUAAUUGUCUGAACACCGCUACUCAAGACGAAAAAAUUAAGGGAAUAGUUUUAUUGUCCGGCAAGCCGAAGAGUUUCAUCGCGGGUGCUGAUUGCCGAACGGUCGAAGACGGUACAGCACUUUCGCUGAGAUGCCAGAGCGUUCUGAACCGGAUACAUACGAACCUAAAACCAGUGAUCGCUGGCAUCAUGGGUUCGUGCAUGGGCGGAGGAUUUGAGCUCGCUUUAGCUUGUGACUAUCGGAUAGCUGUCAAUACUAAAGAGACGGUCUUCGCCCUGCCUGAAGUAAAACUUGGUCUCCUUCCAGCCGCAGGCGGUUGCCAGCGGUUGCCGCGAUUGGUAAUAGAGGGUCUAAACAUGAUUCUCACUGGGAAAAGUGUACCAGCGAUCACCGCCAAAAAGUUGGGUAUUGUCGACAUGCUCAUUCAACCGUCAGGAGCUGGUGUUAAAGAAAAGGGAGCAACUGCUGUUGAAGAGCUGGAAAAGAAUGCCGUACGCGUGGCACAAGCGAUUUUAGCAAAAGAAGUCACUGUUAAGCGAUGGCGAGGAUUUAUGACAGGUAGCCAAGCACUGGAACACGUUUUCGAUAUCGAUUUGUUCAAAAAUAUGUUUUUAACGUACAUGGCUAACAAAGUGAACAAAAUGACCAAAGGCCAUUAUCCGGCUCCUCCACUGAUCGUGAACGUUGUUCGAAAGGGUUAUUGCUUGAGAUGUUUGCUUAUUAAGGCUUUUGGGCUGUUGCUGGUUACCAACGAGUCGAAAAAUCUGAUCGGUCUUUUCAAUGGUACGACUGCGUGCAAGCAAAAUUUCUUUGGCCAGCCCGCGAAGCCUGUCAAGUAUAGCAUAUCGUCGUAUUUAUUUAUCUCUCGUCUUUCUGACCGAUGUUUCCAGCAACAUUCUGUCAUUGCGCAUGAGAAUGAACCGAGUCUGCUGCGAAGCAUUGACCUUGUGACUAAAACGUUACUAUUUCAUUUACCUCUUUGUGAAAUCUCAGUCAGUGUAAUUAUUUCACAUAUUAAGAACUAA